This is a messenger RNA of Dermatophagoides farinae (American house dust mite), 3408 nucleotides long. RefSeq lists its product as uncharacterized. Gene Ontology annotation, cellular component: cytoplasm. The record is from RefSeq and is a predicted model, not a curated record. NCBI's taxonomy places the organism in Eukaryota, Metazoa, Arthropoda, Arachnida, Sarcoptiformes, Pyroglyphidae. Gene Ontology annotation, molecular function: glycosyltransferase activity.
GCCCAAAUAUUUUCUCUUGUUAAUCCAUAACAAACAUAUCCAAAAUAAAUGAAACUUUUUUUCUUUUUUUUAUGAAAAUCUAGUAACUUUUCUGUUUUCAUCUUCCAAUAAUAAUAAUAAAUUCCCGGGAAAAAGAAUCGAUAAUUUGAAUCAUCUAUAUAUUUAUACCAGUCAGUUUUGCUAAUUUUGUUUGAUCCAACCAACCAGCCAAACAUACACACGCACAAAUAUUAAUUCCCAAAAGAAAUUACGUUAUUUUUUUUUAGCUGAAUAAAAAUGAUGAUGAUGACCAACAACAUAACGUAAACAACAGAUAAUAACCGAAGAAAUGUAAAUUCAAAGAAAGAAGAAGAAGAAAAUAAUUAUCGUGUGAUUAGAAUCAUCAGAAGAAAAAAAAACAAUACCGUUUGUCAGCGAAAACUAAUUCAAUGUGACUACCUACUACUCUUGAUGGGUUACAAACGCAAUGAUAAUGAUAAUUUUUGGUGUUCAUUCCAACAAUUUGAAAUUGGAAGAAAAAUGAUAAGAAAUUCAAAAUGAAAUCCUAUCAACCUUAUAGUCAAUCAUCAUUAUUGUUAUUAUGAUUGAACGUAAAUCGAUACCUUGGAUGGUUGCGUGUGUGUGAUUGAAAAUUGAAUACGACUAGAAUUCAUGUUUUUAUUUCUAUUUUUUCUUAUAUUCAAAUAUCACAAUUGAAGCUUGAAUAAUCUUUCAAACAACAACAACAACUGCUACUGCACAUCAUCAUAAAAUAUAAUAAUGUUGCAAAUCAAACUUCCUGUGAGAGCAUAUAAGAAGCUUAUCUAUUUAGCUUCAGUAUCAAGUUUUCUAUGUUUUUUAGCAUUACAUUUAACCAUUAGUUAUCAACGUGAUAGGAUACCGUAUGAUGUUUUGGCGGAUACAACGGAUCAUAAUAAUAAUGCAUUCGGUACGGUGACUACAGGUCAAGUUAUACGUGGUUUAUUACAAAAAACCGAUUCUAGUGAUCGUACAACAUCAAUAAUAAUAAACCAUGAUUCAACGACAUCAUCAUUAUCAUCAUCAGGCAACAAAAGUAAAAAUUCAAUAGUCAUACAAAAAUCAUCAUCUGCUCAAUUGUUACCAACUUUGCCAAUGACAAAUAGUACGAGUGCCAUUAUACUAUCGAAUCAAACGAAUAGUCUAAUACAAUCAAAUAGCAAUACAAAUUCAAACAUCUUUGAGUCGCCAGCAAACAAGCAAAUCGAUGAAGACAUAUCAACAUAUCUUGAUUUGGAACCUCAUAUCGAUUCCAUGCCUAUUUUAGGUGAAAAUCAACUUUUAAUUGAUCUUGAAAAUCGAAGCAAUAAUAAUCUAGCCUUGACGUAUUGGCUAAAAGCUCGUAAAUAUCCGAAGCCAAAAUCAUCAUCUAAUGUUAAAAGUUGUCGAGUUGAAUUUCCCAAUCUUUAUGAGCUUGAAUUUAACAAUAUUUAUUGGCAAAAAUUUACAACUGGGAAUAGUUCAUUUUAUUUAUAUGGAGCCUAUUAUGAUAAUCGUUGGCGUGGCGGGCCAUUGCCUAUGGUUAGAAUAUUGGCAAUGAUUGAUCGAAUUGCACCACCACCAACUCUUUGUCAGAUUUGGUUUGAUCGAAUUUCCGUGCCAAUUAUUUCACAGGCCACUUAUAUUUACGGAUGGUAUAGUAAAUGGGGCAAUUAUAAAGAUGGCUUUCUACAGCCAUACAUAAUAACAUGUAAAAUCCCAAGAAUCAAAGGAUUACCAAAAGAUUUUUAUCCCACAUCUGUAUCACUAGUCGAUAAUCGUUGCCUAAAAGCAAACAAUAAUCUCAAGAUAAUCAACAAUCGGCCGGCAAAAAAACAAGAAUUUGCCGUCUGCGUCAAAGGCCUUGAUUUCUUACAUGAAGAUCUCAGCGUUCGUUUAGUCGAAUGGAUCGAGCUGUUACGAUUGAUGGGCGCCAACAAGAUUUUCCUCUAUGAUCUAGAGAUCCACCCAAACAUAACUAAAGUAUUGAAUUAUUAUCAAAAUGAAGGCGCCGUUGAGCUGACAAAAAUUUCAUUGCCGGGUCAUCAACCUAAUUUGCCUGGCUUCAGACAUCUUUAUUUGAAAAACAAGCUCACAAAUAAACGACAAAAUGAGCUGAUUCCUUACAAUGAUUGUCUUUAUCGUAAUUUGUAUAGCUAUAAUUAUGUCGCUCUACUCGAUAUUGACGAAGUGAUAAUGCCUCUCAAACAUUCCAAUUGGUCCGAUAUGAUGGCUGAAGUGCAAAGGCUGUCAUUGAUGGAAAAAAAUUACACCCGAGCCAGUUACAAUGUUCGUAAUGUAUAUUUUUUGGACGAUUUAAAUCACAACGAAGAACAGAUGCAUCAUGAAGCGCAUGAAGCUGGAAUACCGCGUUAUUUGCACAUGCUUCAACAUGUAUAUCGUUCACAAAAUUAUACAAAGCCAGGCCAAUAUGUCAAAUGUUUUCAUAACACAGAACGGGCAGUGUCUCUACACAAUCAUUUCCCAUUGAAUUGUUUUGGAACCUGUACCACUUAUUCGAUUCCGAUAGAAUUAGCACAUCUUCAACAUUAUCGAAAAGAUUGUGUUGGUCCGUUGAAAAAAAGUUGUAAAGAAUUCAGACAAUACACAACCCGUGAUACGACUAUUUUUCGUUACAAACAUGAACUUGUUCAACGAACCACUCAUGUACUGAAAACAUUAGGAUUCUUUGACCAAAAUUCCAUUGAACAUACUGCAUAGAUUUCAUUGGAAAUUUUCAACAAAUCGAGAUUCGACCAGAUGGAUCAUGUGUUCAUUGCUUUAUCAGAUGAUUGUCAGAACAACGAACCACUGAACAAAUUUUCAUCAUUUUUUUUGAAUAACAUUGGUUUUUGGGCAAAACAACCACCAUUCACCAGAUAAUUCGGGCUAAAUGUCUAAUGAAUUUUUAAAAUGAAGAAUUCCUAAAUAACCGAACUAGUCGUUUAAUCACAACAAUACAAAUAUUUUGUAUAUACACGAUUUUUCUUUAUGCCGUUUUCAUAUUUGACACAUUCAUGCACCACACACACCUUUUUCAGUCUCAUGGGAUGAAUUAAUGAACAUGGGACAUUUGUGAUCUUUUUUUUCUUUCUUUUAUUAUCUUUUGUUUUAAAAUUCCAUCUCACUUUAACUGCAUCGAUGCAUCAAAUCAACAUGCUGGUAUAAUAUACUUAAUAAAUACAUAUAUUCAUCCGGUGCCAAUCAUCUUAAUAACACCUCAAAUUUGUUUUAGCCAUCAAAUUCAUCGAUCUUCACCCAAAUAGCCAUUACAUCAUUAUCGGAUGGAAAGAAAUGGAAAAUUAAUGAUCGACCAAAUCAUGUCAUGCAGAUAUAAUAACUUGUAAUCUUGUAAUUGUUAAUAUUUUCAUUUUGUGGUUUUCUUUGAAUAAAAUGAUUUUUCUAUGAAAA